AUGAAUUCGAAAUUAGAUUUGAAUCAAGGUGAAAGAACAGAGUCAAAGUGUCCGGAACCAUUCAAUGAAUUCUCAAAUUUGUAUAAACACAAAAGAAUGCCAUGUAGGUCAGCCUUAAAUUUUGGCGAAAAUAUUACAAAUACAGUAGCUCCAAAUUUUAUACCAGAAUAUCCAACAGCUUAUUAUUCAAACCCAGAAGUUAUUAAUCAAGGAACAAAUUCAUUGGUUGAUACAAAGCAACUUUACAAUUACUCAUCUCCAGUAGGAGAUCUUGAGAAAACUAUUGAGCACUAUAGAAUGAGCCAUGAAAUAGGAUGGAGUACAAGUAAUUCUUUUACUCCUACUAAUUCAGGAUCUCUGGAGCUUCUCCCUUUUGAGAGAAGAGAUAGCCCAAUUACUGUUGAUCCUUUAAAGAAUUGUCAAUCUUUUGAAAGAGUGAAUAGUGGUUUUCUUGGGUUUGGCAAAAAAACCUCUAAUUCGAUUUUUCCAAUUGGACAGAAACUUGAAAGACUCUCCUCUAAUGAAAUAAUCAACAAUAUUAAUAGCCUUUCCGAAAUUGAAAGUGGGAUUGAAAAUGGAGAUAUUCCUCUCAUUGAUCUAGACCAAUAUACACAGCUGCCUUACUUUGAAAAAUACAUCAACUUUAAUAUUGACCAAAUUAAGUAA
This is a messenger RNA of Cryptosporidium ubiquitum, 666 nucleotides long. Its product is annotated as hemolysin. The transcript has a single exon. The record is from RefSeq and is a predicted model, not a curated record. The coding region runs from base 1 to 666 and encodes 221 amino acids. Lineage: Eukaryota; Apicomplexa; Conoidasida; Eucoccidiorida; Cryptosporidiidae.